AGACAACGGAUAAAUAAAAUAAAAAUCCAAAUUCGACACGUUUUCCCGCUAUGGGAAACUGCCUGAAAUGCUUCCAGUCGACAUCAGAGCAUCCGUCAACCACAUUGGGUAGUGGUGUCGCUACAUCAUCAUCUAUGCACUCCGGCUGUCACCCUACUACACACAUUGUUGAUGGUCGCUAUACAGGCUUGGCGACAACUGCAGCAACAACAGCACUAAAUGCCAAUGAUGGUCACCACCACCAGCAACUGCCACAUCAUUUGCAAGUUGUAAGAGCUACUUUCUCCUCCAAGGAAAGAUCUCAUGAAACUGAUGAACUGCUCUCUACCCGAAGUCCACUCAAACCAGCAAACCAUUGUGAUACAAAACGUAGUAGUUUUAAGAAAUCAUUAGCACUGCUUAAUGGUAAUGCAUCAACCAUGUGCGAUAUUAUAACAGCGGUUAAGGAAACAUCUGAAGUGUCCGAUAAUACUCUGAACAAAUUAUUUGAGGAAUAUAAAGAGCCAGACGAGGACAUGAUAUUGGCAGAUGGCAUUGAACGUUUAUGUUGUGAUCUCAAUUACCAACCGGAUGAAUUUGCCAUUUUGGUGCUAGCCUGGUGCUUAGAUGCUUCACAGAUGUGUCGCUUUACACGUAGUGAAUUUAUAGAAGGUUUACAUAAAAUGCGAGCCGAUACUAUAGAAACCAUACGCAUAAGACUGGAGCAGACAAUCGAAACAUUAAAAGUCGAUUCCGAAAUGUUCAAACAGCUAUAUAGAUUUACAUUUAGAUUUGGCCUGGAACCAGAUCAAAGAAUUUUAUCAUUAGAUAUGGCCAUUUCAUUAUGGAAAUUAGUAUUUACCGUACACACCCCCGAUUUACUUAGCAAAUGGAUACACUUCUUAGAGCAACAUCCUAGUAUAAGAGGCAUUCCAAAGGAUACCUGGAACAUGUUCUUAAACUUUUCGGAACAGUGUGAUAUAAAUAAUUACGAUGACACAGAAGCAUGGCCAAGUCUAUUCGAUGAUUUUGUCGACUAUGAAAAAUCACGCUUAGAAAAUGGUGACGAUGACAACAACAAUGACGAUCCUUUGCAACAAAAACAAAUGCAUGAUAAUUCAAGCUCAAUAAAUGUAUUAUAGUAUUAAGACAACAA
Messenger RNA from Musca vetustissima, 1135 nucleotides. RefSeq names its product DCN1-like protein 3 (gene SCCRO3). Gene Ontology annotation, cellular component: ubiquitin ligase complex. The transcript is spliced from 4 exons. NCBI's taxonomy places the organism in Eukaryota, Metazoa, Arthropoda, Insecta, Diptera, Muscidae. Bases 51 to 1121 code for a protein of 356 amino acids. The record is from RefSeq and is a predicted model, not a curated record. Gene Ontology annotation, molecular function: ubiquitin conjugating enzyme binding; cullin family protein binding; ubiquitin-like protein binding. Gene Ontology annotation, biological process: positive regulation of ubiquitin-protein transferase activity; protein neddylation.